GUGAUUUGGGAACAGUGUUUCUGGAGUUAAUGUGCCAGACUGGAGUCGGAGUGAGUGAGUGCGCUGGCGGUGAGUGAUCCGGAUCCGCAGGCGGGCAGGGGUCGCUCGCUCGCACUUUGAGCGCCGCAGCCGCCGUACACACGCCGCUCAGCGCUGCCCAGCCCAGGGGAGGCGAAGCGAAACGGCCGCUGCGGCGCCGGCGAUCCUGCUCCAGCUCUACAGCGGAGGCCGAUCCGAGGUGCCAUACAAUGUCCCUGAAACCACGUGUGGUGGACUUCGAUGAAACAUGGAACAAGCUCCUGACAACAAUCAGAGCAGUUGUCAUGCUGGAUUAUGUUGAGAGAGCGACUUGGAAUGACCGCUUUUCAGACAUUUACGCUUUGUGUGUGGCCUACCCAGAACCUCUGGGAGAGCGACUCUACACAGAAACAAAAAUCUUUCUGGAAAAUCACGUCCAGCUUCUAUACAAGAAAGUUUUGGAUUCUGAAGAAAAGAUUUUGACCAUGUAUCACAAAUAUUGGGAAGAGUACAGUAAAGGUGCAGAUUAUAUGGACUGCUUGUACAGGUAUCUCAACACACAGUUCAUCAAGAAGAACAAACUGACAGAAGCUGACCUUCAGUAUGGAUAUGGUGGAGUGGACAUCAUUGAACCAUUGAUGGAGAUAGGCGAGCUAGCUCUUGACAUGUGGAAGAAGCUGAUGAUUGAGCCAUUGCAGACCAUCCUCAUCCGAAUGCUUCUUCGUGAAAUAAAAAAUGAUCGUUGUGGAGAAAAUCUAAAUCAAAAAGUAAUCCAUGGGGUUAUCAACUCCUUUGUUCAUGUUGAACAGUACAAGAAAAAGUUUCCCCUUAAGUUUUAUCAGGAUCUCUUCGAAGGUCCAUUUCUACUGGAAACAGGAGAGUAUUACAAACAAGAAGCUUCAAAUUUACUUCAAGAGUCAAACUGUUCACAGUACAUGGAAAAGGUUUUAGCAAGAUUGAAAGAUGAAGAAGUUCGAUGCCGAAAGUACUUGCAUCCUAGCUCAUAUGCCAAAGUGAUUCAUGAAUGCCAGCAACGAAUGGUAGCGGACCAUCUGCAGUUUCUACAUGGGGAAUGCCAGAAUAUCAUUAAGCAAGAAAGGCGAGAAGAUAUGGCAAAUAUCUAUACUUUGCUUCGUGCAGUUUCAAAUGGUUUACCUCACAUGAUCCAAGAGCUUCAGAAUCAUAUUCAUGAUGAGGGCCUUAGAUCCAUCAGUAACCUCUCUCAGGAAAAUAUGCCUACGCAGUUUGUGGAAUCUGUUCUUGAAGUUCACAGUAAAUUUCUUCAACUUAUCAGCUCAGUCCUUAAUGGUGAUCAGCAUUUUAUGAGUGCACUUGAUAAAGCUCUAACAUCAGUAGUAAACUAUAGGGAGCCAAAGUCUUCUUGCAAGGCUCCAGAACUGCUAGCUAAGUACUGUGACAACCUAUUAAAGAAGUCUGCGAAGGGAAUGACUGAAAAUGAAGUUGAAGACAAACUGACCAGCUUCAUCACUGUUUUCAAGUACAUUGAUGAUAAAGAUGUCUUUCAGAAGUUCUAUGCUAGAAUGUUGGCGAAGCGAUUGAUACAUGGUCUUUCGAUGUCUAUGGAUUCAGAGGAAGCAAUGAUUAAUAAACUCAAGCAAGCCUGUGGAUAUGAGUUUACCAGCAAACUUCAUAGGAUGUACACCGAUAUGAAUGUCAGUGCUGACCUCAACAACAAAUUUACAGCCACUUUUUUAAGACAACAGGACACUGUAAUAGAUCUUGGAAUCAGCUUUCAGAUCUAUGUUCUUCAGGCUGGAGCAUGGCCUCUGACUCAAGCACCCUCAUCAACAUUUGCCAUCCCACAAGAAUUGGAAAAGAGUGUACAGAUGUUUGAAUUGUUUUACAAUCAGCACUUCAGUGGAAGGAAGCUUACCUGGCUGCACUACCUUUGUACAGGUGAAGUAAAAAUGAACUAUUUAUCAAAGCCUUAUGUGGCUAUGGUCACUACAUACCAAAUGGCUGUGCUGCUAGCAUUUAACAACAGUGAAAUCGUCAGCUACAAGGAGCUCCAAGACAGCACACAGAUGAAUGAGAAAGAACUUAGCAAAACCAUUAAAUCUUUGCUUGAUGUAAAAAUGAUCAACCAUGACUCUAGCAAGGAAGAUGUUGACUUGGAUUCCAUUUUCUCUUUGAAUAUGGUUUUCAGCAGUAAAAGGACAAAGUUUAAAAUUACAACCUCCAUGCAAAAAGAUACACCCCAAAGUUGUACAGCACAGGAACAGGCCCUUCCACCCACCAUGUCCAUGCAGGCCAUCAACUGUCCAUCUGUACUGAUCCCAUUUGCCAGCACUUGGUCCAUAGCCUUCUCAGCCUUGGUGAUUCAACUGCUCAUCUGGAUACUUAAUGAUGUGAGAGGAUUUGCCUGCACCACUUUCCAGACAAGGCACAGGCAUAAUGGUCUUUACAUUCCAGCCACCCUCUGGGUGAAAAAUAAUUUCUUCAGAUCCUCUCUGUCCCCUUAAACUAAUUCAAUGCCUGCUAGCUUUAGGCACCCCUAAAGAAGGGUCCUGACCUGAAAUGUUGACCGCCUGCUUUUCUCAACGGAUGCUGCCUGGCCUGCUGAGUUCCUCCAGCAUCAUCGUGUUUUUCAUCUAGAUUUCAGCAUCUGCAGUCCUUUGUUUCCCACAGUAAUCUAGCUGUAGCCUGUCCAGUGUUUUUUAAAGUUGUACCAUAACCUCCCUGCUUUUAUAUUCUCUGCCCCAGCAAAUGAACACAAGUAUCCCUUAUGCCUUUUUCAGCAUCUCAUAUACCUAUGCUGCCACCUUUAGGGAUCCUUGGAUUUGUACAGCAGGGUCCCUCUGUUGGUCAAUAAUCCUUAGGGCCCUACCGUUGUCUGUGUACAUCCUACUCUUAUUCAUCCAUUCAAAAUGAAUCACGCCACACGUAUCAGGAUUAAACUCCACCUGCCAUUGCUGUGCUCACCAUUCCAACUGAUCUAUAUCGUCCUGUAGACGAAGACUAUCCUCCUUACUGUCAGUAAUUCCACCAAUGCUGUGUCACCUGCAAACUGUUGGAGCAAUUUGAGACAUUUCAUUCCAGGCACCAGCAACUUGCAAUGUCAAAAAUAAUUAUUGUCUCUGAUUUUAUAGGUAAUCAACUUAAGUUCAUUUAUCAAUUGUUCUGCCAUUAUGAUCCCAUCUGAAUCUUCCACUUUAUGUAACUGAAGUUCCUCUGCCCUUUGGAAUAACAUUUUGUAUUGCCUCUAAGACUGAACCUUGUUUUAAAAAUAACCUCCUUUGUUUUUCACCCUACACCUUGAUCAGUAAAGGCAAAGAAACCCAAUGAAUUUUUCUUCUGAGUCUAUUCUUCUUCCUUCAUAUCUUGGGUAUUUAUACCUCUGCUUCCUGCUCUAAUUUUAAAGCCAUAUUACUACUACAUUCUUCCUACCAAAGUGUAUCAUUUCACACAACUUUGGAUUAUACUUUCCCACUCUGCUACCUCCUGAAGUCUGUUUAAUAUCCUGUUCAUUGUCUACUACAUUUUCAACUUGGGUGUCAAUCAUAACAGCUACUCUGAACUCCUGUCCAUUAAUAUAUCUCAAAAAGGGAACCAGUCUAAUCCCUAGAGAACACUACUGUAUAUUUCCCUCCAGUUUAAAAAUAAUUGCUUGACACCAUUCUCUGCUUUACCACUUUAAGGGGAUUGAGGGGGAGUGGGGGCCUGGUGAGGGGAAUGUUAUGUGUUGAAAGCUGCUGUGACUUGGUUUAUUUUUUGGCAUGUCUGAUUAAAGGAGCAGUGAACCAGUGUGUUUGUACACUGUGCCUGCAAUGUCUUGUUUGUGACUUGUUUUCAGAGAACUAUAAUUAAAUCUUUACUGAAUUUCUGGUGUCCUACUCUAUUUUUAACUGGGUCAUCAGUACUGAU
Molecule: messenger RNA, 3903 nt
Organism: Pristis pectinata (smalltooth sawfish)
Lineage: Eukaryota; Metazoa; Chordata; Chondrichthyes; Rhinopristiformes; Pristidae
Gene: cul2
Product: cullin 2
Exons: 20
Coding region: 249-2501 (750 amino acids)
Biological process (GO): protein ubiquitination; SCF-dependent proteasomal ubiquitin-dependent protein catabolic process
Cellular component (GO): Cul2-RING ubiquitin ligase complex; SCF ubiquitin ligase complex
Molecular function (GO): ubiquitin protein ligase binding
Source: RefSeq, a predicted model, not a curated record